Malaya genurostris is the source of this 2829-nucleotide messenger RNA. RefSeq names its product protein hedgehog (gene hh). The coding region runs from base 626 to 1894 and encodes 422 amino acids. Gene Ontology annotation, biological process: protein autoprocessing; cell fate specification; regulation of gene expression. The record is from RefSeq and is a predicted model, not a curated record. Gene Ontology annotation, molecular function: calcium ion binding; patched binding. The transcript has 3 exons. NCBI's taxonomy places the organism in Eukaryota, Metazoa, Arthropoda, Insecta, Diptera, Culicidae.
ACAGAGAGAGUACGGAUACGAAAAUUUUCAACCGUGCAUCUACUUAGUUCUAAUUUAGUGCUAGUCGAAAUACCAUCUCUCCUCUCUUCAAGGAGUGGGUCAAGCGAAAAUCAGUAAACGAUACGAGUAUUGCGCGACUCCAAAACCAUAAACUCGCCGCAAGGAUAAUGCGCUUAAGUAACGUUAAUGGCAGAAGCACGAUUGAUAUCACAUAAUAAUACGAGUGAAAUUUGAACUGAGCAAAUGGUAAUAUUUCGUUAUAGUGAUGGAUUCUAACCGAAAGUGAAGGGUUUCAAUUCAGUUGACCCAAGGUAGGAGUGCAUCAAAUUAAUUUGUUAUAAUGUUAACGGAAUACGUUGAUUGCGCAAGACGAGAAUGUUAGUUUCACUGUUUGAGAUUGUGUACGAUUAUAUCCGCUGACAAGUGGUUGAGUAAAUAUAUUCCCAGUUCUACAUAUUGUAUGCAGUUUCAAUAGAAAAAGCAACGGUGACAAGUGUUUGGCGAAAAAAGUGUUUAUUUACUACAACGGUGAGGUGAUUACUCAAGUGUUUUGUGAGGCUCGCCCCAGCCAAAGAAAAGAGAGAUCAUAAAUUCCACAUUAUCCAUACUCAAGUGUUCCGAUAAAAUGUUACACCUAAAUAAAUCUAGUACUAGUACGUAUUGCCAAAGGAACUGUUUCAACGGCAGAAGGAAAUUUUUCACAAUGCUAUUAAUCUUUCUGCUAUACAUGGUGUCCCAGGUGCAAUCCUGUGGACCAGGUCGCGGUAUUGGAGGUCCACGAAGAACCCGCAAAUUGUUACCGUUGGUGUUCAAGCAGCAUGUACCGAAUGUUAGUGAAAAUUCACUCGGUGCAUCAGGGAUGCAAGAAGGAUCAAUUUCUCGAAACGAUACCAAGUUUCGCAAUUUGGAAACCAACUACAAUAAAGAUAUUAUCUUCAAAGAUGAAGAAGGCACCGGUGCCGAUCGUGUUAUGACCCAGCGUUGCAAAGAAAAGCUCAACAUCUUAGCAGUAUCGGUCAUGAACCAAUGGCCCGGACUACGACUGAUGGUCACCGAAGGGUGGGAUGAAGAUCACAUGCACGCCCGAGAAUCUCUACACUACGAGGGUCGGGCAGUAGAUAUUAUGACAUCGGAUAAGGAUCGUUCCAAAAUUGGAAUGCUGGCGCGGCUCGCCGUCGAAGCAGGCUUCGAUUGGGUAUUCUACGAAAGCCGCAGUCACAUACACUGCUCCGUCAAGUCAGAUUCGUCGCAAUCAAAUCAUGCUAGUGGAUGUUUCACCGGAGAUGGCACAGUACAAACAGCCAAUGGCGAAAAGCGAAAACUCAGCGAACUUAAGAUUGGAGAAAAGGUACUCAGUGUCGAUAGUUCAGGGAACACCGUUUUCAGUGAAGUGAUGAUGUUUAUGGAUCGGGACACUCACCAGAGUCGUGAAUUUGUGCACAUUGAAGCUGAUGGUGGUGCUCAACUGACAGUGACGCCGGCGCAUCUAGUAAUGGUGUGGCAAAAAGGAAUUACCGAAGUCAGAUACCUGUUUGCUGAUCGAAUCCAGGAAGGCGAUUUCAUUCUGGUCAACAUUAACAAUAACUUGGAACCCCGAAGAGUACUCCGAAUAUCGUCAAAAUUAUCUCUCGGCGUCUACGCACCUCUGACCCGAGAGGGCACCGUUGUAGUUGAUUCAAUUGCCGCCUCCUGCUACGCACUCAUAGAUAGCCAAACGAUAGCGCAUCUCAGUUUUAUGCCGUAUCGAACGGUUACUAAAAUUAUGAAUCUAUUUUACUCUAGCAGUCAGAGUAAUAGUUUGAGUUUGCCUCGACAUGAAGGCAUACAUUGGUACGCCAAAUCAUUGUAUGCGAUCAAAGACUACUUAAUACCAGUAAACUGGCUGUAUCAUUAGCAGAAGAUCGAAAUCUCUAUUCGAUAAAGAAGUUGGUUCCAUAUUGUACAUUUUGUAUAUUACUGUUUACGCAACAAAACGAUUCCAUUUGUUCCCGAAAAACCAUUACAAAAGCGCGAUAGAGUGUGAGAUAAUCCUAAAUUAUACACGAACGAUCGAGACAAUAUGGAAGUGUUCAUACCCUCUCAACGCCGCCCAAUGUGCCAGCGGGAUGGUAAAGUAAUUGUAUUUGCUUAGCAACCUUCGGAAUGUUUGUGAAACGCUCCUUGAUAUUUAAUGACAGCCAAUCUUGACAAGAGACAGUGGUUAAGUUUAUUACUUUUUACCCGCGGAGAUGUUUAGUUUUUGUAAGUAGGACGAAUAAAACAAAUAAUUUAUUCUAAUUGUAAAAAGCUUUUAACAUAAUUAAUGUGUAAAUCUUGAUCCAAAAAUUUUAUUGUUAAUAUUGUUUGAUAAAAUUUGGCCAGUGAACAAUCUGCUUUUCUGUCAAAAAGCGCACCUCUAGGCUUGAGACGAAAGAACGUAUUUUGAUGAUAUGGAUAAAUGAGUAAUAGUAUUUAUUAAGUAGCAUUAUGUAACUACAAGAAAAGUGAUAUCUAAUUAUAAUUUGAAUAUAUCGGAAUAUUAUUUAUAAUUGAAUAGUAACAAAAGACAGUCGUGAAAAAUGAAAAUGAACAAAAGCUUGCAAGUAAUUAAAAAACUUGCAACCAACCCUUGCAAUAUUUCAAAAACAUUCUAUUCCAGCAAACACUUUAUUUGUAUCGAAGUUGAAUGCAAGAAAUAAGCGCUGAAACAUUUCUUAGCAAAGACUCAAGCUCGUUUUAGUAAACAAACUGUUCGGCCACAGUUACAGUAACUUUUCGUUCCCAUAUCGGAAAAGAAUACCUUCCAUUUGAAACUACAUUUUGUACAUAUAGUGAAAUACGAGACUCCAG